CAGGAGCUGUGACCGCAGAGGGAGGAAGCUGCCAAAGCGCGUGGAACCUGGAAAAAGUACCCAAGAAAGAGGCUCACACACAACCGGGUUCCCAGCUGGCGAUCAGCACCAUGGACAGCAGCACCGGCCCGGUGAAUGCCAGCAAUUGCUCGGAUCCGUUUCUGCGAGCUGCAGGCUGCUCUCCAGCUUCCAGUCCCAGGUCCUGGGUUAACUUAUCCCACUUAGAUGACAACCAGUCCGACCCGUGCGGUCCGAACCGCACCGAGCUGGGCGGGAGCGACGGCCUGUGCCCUCCGGCCGGCAGCCCUUCAAUGAUCACAGCCAUCACCAUCAUGGCCCUCUACUCCAUAGUCUGUGUGCUGGGUCUCUUCGGAAACUUCUUGGUCAUGUAUGUCAUUGUCAGGUACACCAAAAUGAAGACUGCCACCAACAUCUACAUUUUCAACCUCGCCCUGGCAGAUGCCUUGGUGACCAGCACCCUCCCCUUCCAGAGUGUCAAUUACCUGAUGGGAACAUGGCCAUUCGGAACCACACUCUGCAAGAUCGUGAUCUCCAUAGACUAUUAUAACAUGUUCACCAGCAUCUUCACGCUGUGCACCAUGAGUGUCGAUCGCUACAUCGCCGUCUGUCACCCGGUCAAGGCCCUGGAUUUCCGGACCCCCCGCAAUGCCAAGAUUGUCAAUGUCUGUAAUUGGAUCCUUUCUUCAGCAAUCGGGCUGCCUGUGAUGUUCAUGGCAACCACAAAAUACAGGCACGGUUCCAUAGACUGCACCCUCACGUUUUCUCACCCAACAUGGUACUGGGAGAACCUGCUGAAAAUCUGCGUCUUCAUCUUCGCCUUCAUCAUGCCUGUCCUCAUCAUCACCGUGUGCUAUGGGCUGAUGAUCUUACGACUCAAGAGUGUACGCAUGCUGUCUGGCUCCAAAGAGAAGGACAGGAACCUGCGAAGAAUCACCAGGAUGGUGCUGGUGGUGGUGGCUGUGUUCAUUGUCUGCUGGACUCCCAUCCACAUCUAUGUCAUCAUCAAAGCCUUGAUCACCAUCCCGGAGACCACUUUCCAGACAGUUUCCUGGCACUUCUGCAUUGCUCUCGGUUACAUCAACAGCUGCCUGAACCCGGUCCUCUAUGCGUUUCUGGAUGAAAACUUCAAACGAUGCUUCAGAGAGUUCUGUAUCCCAACCUCUUCCACCAUCGAACAACAAAACUCCACUCGAAUCCGUCAAAAUACUAGAGAUCACCCCUCUACAGCCAAUACUGUGGAUAGGACUAACCAUCAGCUAGAAAAUCUGGAAGUAGAAACUGCUCCCUUGCCGUAAUCAAGUUUCCAGUCUUCUGUCAUUCAAACCCUCA
Molecule: messenger RNA, 1350 nt
Organism: Elephantulus edwardii (Cape elephant shrew)
Lineage: Eukaryota; Metazoa; Chordata; Mammalia; Macroscelidea; Macroscelididae
Gene: OPRM1
Product: opioid receptor, mu 1
Exons: 4
Coding region: 111-1316 (401 amino acids)
Biological process (GO): sensory perception of pain; neuropeptide signaling pathway; G protein-coupled opioid receptor signaling pathway
Cellular component (GO): neuron projection; membrane
Molecular function (GO): G-protein alpha-subunit binding; morphine receptor activity; G-protein beta-subunit binding
Source: RefSeq, a predicted model, not a curated record